AUGGUCCUCGGCUUCAUGAAGGAGAUUCUCUUCACCAUCGUGCCGCAGAGCAACGUGACCAUCACUGGUGACCGCGUGGGUCUCACACGCUCUGCGAUGUUCCUGUUCAUCUUCAUCAUCAUCCACGCUGUCGGCAACCUGCACGUCUUCCUAGGCCCGGACGAUUUUAAUGGCUACGGCUACUUCUAUGUCCGGCUCUACUGGACGGGCUUCGGCUUCCAGGCCAACAUCGUUGAGGAGUACAUCCUGCUUGCGGCCCUGCUGCACGUCUUUGUCGCCCUGAAGAGGACGUGGGACAUCAGCAUGAACUACUCUGUAGCAUCUGGCAAGUUGAACCUGGCCUUCUCCGGCGUCACCUUGCUCACCUUCAUGAUGAUCCACCUCUACCAGUUCCGGUUUGGCGACACAGAGCCUUGGAAGCUCUGCCCGCCGCCCUACCUGCUGAAUCUGGCGACGCUGCUCCAGCUGAGGCUGAACCUCUUCUGGGUAGACACCCCAGGAUGCCAGGCGGUGUACGUGCGGGAUAUCUACCGCAUGGAGUUCGAGAUCUUCCAGUCCCUGGGCUGGGUGCUCUUCUACUUGGCGGCUGUGAUCAUCUUCAGCACGCACAUGUGCUUGGGCUGGCAGAAGGUCGUGCCCGCUCCGGCCUUGGAGAUCCCCAAGAAGUACCACAGCAGAGCCAUCCACAUGGGCUACGUCUUCACCUUCUUCAUCGCUCUGAUCUAUGCCAGCUUCCCGCUCUACACCCACCUCUUCGCCAUGUCCUCCGGAUCCCUGAGCCAGGAGCCGGCACAGCCCUAA
Molecule: messenger RNA, 801 nt
Organism: Symbiodinium necroappetens
Lineage: Eukaryota; Dinophyceae; Suessiales; Symbiodiniaceae
Source: the annotation of a GenBank genome assembly